CGCGGUAAUGUAGAGGUCACCGUACGCGUGUGGAGGCACCGCCAUGUCCUGGAUUUUCGGGUUAAACAAGGGAUCGCCGCCGGCCAGUGGUGAUCAUGCGGUACCUGGAGCGCCGGCAGGCCCACCCCCACCGCCACUCCCUCCCGGGGCUGGCAACGACGGGUCCGACCGGCAGAAGGACAAAUGGAGCAACUUCGACCCGACCGGCCUGGAGCGUGCGGCCAAAGCUGCCCGAGAACUGGACUCAUCCCACCACGCCAAGGAUGCACUCAAUCUCUCUCGGUUACAGGAGCAAACGAUCCAGCUGGAGCAUCAAAGCCGCAUCAAGGAGUACGAAGCUGCUGUGGAGCAACUCCGAUCCGAUCAGAUCAAAGUCCAAGCAGAAGAAAAGCGGAAGACACUUGCUGAAGAAACCAGGCAGCACCAGGCACGAGCACAGUACCAGGACAAACUAGCGAGGCAACGAUACGAUGACCAACUCCGUCAGCAGCAACUGUUGAAUGAAGAGAACUUGAGGAAACAAGAGGAAUCUGUUCAUAAACAGGAAUCUAUGCGCCGAGCUACGAUUGAGCAUGAGAUGGAGCUUCGGCACAAGAAUGAGAUGCUACGUAUCGAAGCUGAAGCCAAGGCCCGUGCUAAGGUGGAACGGGAGAAUGCCGACCUAAUCCGAGAGCAGAUCAGACUGAAAGCGGCUGAGCACCGUCAGACUGUCCUGGAUUCCAUCAAGACAGCUGGGGCAGUGUUUGGAGAAGGAUUCCGUGCCUUCGUUUCUGACUGGGACAAAGUGACGGCCACAGUGGCUGGACUGACGCUGCUGGCUGUAGGUGUUUACUCAGCUAGGAAUGCUACAGGAGUUGCCGGGCGGUACAUUGAGGCUCGGCUGGGAAAGCCCUCCUUGGUUCGCGACACCUCCCGCAUUACGUUAGUGGAAGCGCUGAAACAUCCGAUCAAGGUUGGUAAACGUUUGAUGAGCAAGCCACAGGAUGCACUGGAAGGAGUAGUGCUGAGUCCAAGCUUAGAGGAACGUGUUAGAGAUAUUGCCAUAGCAACCAGAAACACCAAGAGUAACAAGGGACUAUACCGAAAUAUCCUCAUGUAUGGACCUCCGGGUACAGGGAAGACCCUUUUUGCUAAGAAACUAGCUGUACAUUCUGGCAUGGAUUAUGCUAUCAUGACGGGUGGUGAUGUGGCUCCCAUGGGACGAGAAGGUGUCACGGCCAUGCACAAAGUCUUUGACUGGGCAGCUACCAGCCGGAGAGGGCUUCUGCUGUUUGUGGAUGAGGCAGAUGCGUUCCUUCGAAAGAGAGCAACGGAAAAAAUCAGUGAAGAUCUGAGAGCAACUUUAAAUGCAUUCCUGUACCGAACUGGGGAGCAAAGUAACAAGUAGGUAUUGAUUUUAAUAUCCAGAGAUGCUGAGAAUACAUUGGCGAGAAAUAAGCAGCAAGACAACUUGGAAGUGUUUUUGUUCACUGUGGCUUCAAGCAAUCAGCCUUGGAAAUGCCAGAAGCAGCGUGAAAUUAUUUCGCUACUUCAAGCUGGGAGCCACAAAGGGUGUCAAACACUGCAAGGAGAAGACAGGAAAAUUGGGAUUGAGAGGGAUAAUAAAUCAGCCAUGAUUGGAUGGUGGAGCAAACGUGAUGGGCCAAAUGUCCUAAUUCUGUUAUUCACAGCACCCAGUCACCAUCUAACUCUACUUCACAGGCGCCUGAAAGUGGCCCAGUUUGACUAUAGCAAGAAAUGCUCAGAACUUGCGUUGCUUACUGAAGGGAUGUCGGGUAGAGAGAUCUCCAAGCUGGGAGUGGCCUGGCAGGCUGCAGCAUAUGCCUCAGAGGAUGGUGUCCUGACUGAAGCGAUGAUUGAUUCCAGGGUGACCGAUGCAAUUCGCCAACACAAGCAGAAGAUGGAGUGGUUGAAGAAUGAGGGCGGGGAGAAAUCGCAAGGCAAGCAGCACCCACCGGAGGGUACACCAGUAUGAGUGUUUGGUGCCGGGUUCUGCACCAGGAAUCCCUGAAUUCAACUGCUGAGCAUCAACGCAAAACCUGCAUCAGUUUACACUGUCCAGUCCCAAAGGUUAUUCAUGCCCGGUGCUUGAGCAGUCAGUUCCUGACCUGUUCAGCCUGCACCGUGCAGACGUUUCAGCUGCUUGUCUGGGAACCUGAGGACAUGGCAUGUUGGAGAAGAAAACAAAAGGGCGAUGCUGUGUGUCGAUCUGUUUCAGCAGCGUUCCAUGUCAUCAUACAGCUCCUCACGGCUGCUAUUUGCAGUGGACUCUGGGCUGGGACGAGACUGGGAAGGUGAAAUCUGCCACUGGAAGACGUUUUGCAUUGAUGUGAGUUCUAUUCCUGGGUUCCUUCUUUCAAAAUGUUGAUCACUCUAAUUUUCAAUUAGAAUCAUCGUGCUCAAGACCGAAUUCCUUUGACUGCCUACCUCAGAUGCAUUUCGUGAAAUGAACAGUUUCAGUAACUUUCCAGUAAAAGUUCACACCGAUCAUGGGGAUUCACAUUGUACAACAGUCCAUUAGUGGUAAGAUUGGGAAAUCUUUGGUUUAGGUGAGUUUUACUCUGAGGAGGAGAAAUUAAACCUAUUAUAAAACAGUUAUUGAACUUUGUAAGUAAACCAGAACUGAUGACUUCUUCCAAGCAGAUUCUAACUUAUCAUUGUAAUGCCAUAUAGAGGCAUGUUGACUGACACAACCCACUGGAAUAAAGUGAGACUGCUGGCCAGAUCCUGUUUGUUUUGCAAUCAUGUUCAUCCCUUUAGUAACCAUAUGAUUCUUGAAUUCCUACUGAUGACUUUAUUAGGUCAGAAUACCAGCUUCCUUAUUUAAUCCUUUCCAUUAACUUCUAAAUAUGAAUAUUUAAAAGAACUUAGAUUAUUUUAAUCUAUUAAAUUUGUUUAAAUUAAACAUUUAAUUUUUCCCUUUUCAGUUUGGAAUAAUUUUGCAGACAAUUUUUUUUUUAGCUGGAGGUGAAUUAUUUGCAGGCAGACUGUUUUGUUCUAGAAAUAGAGAAUAUUACUCUUAACUCAGAGGGUUAAAAUACUGUCAUAUACUGCAGUUCUAUGCCAACUUGGCUGCUGUCUACAUUGGACCAAAGCCAAUGUUUAAUUAAAAUAUUAACUUCGAACUAUCCAAAAACAGUGAAAAUUCCUCCUCCUGCCCCCACCAUUCCUGCCUUUUUCCUUCAAUCCUACACCCUCUGAAGUUGCCACCCUUAAUAGUUAAUGCUGAGAUCUAUUGGUCUGUAGUGAGAAUAUAUUCUAAUGUGAAACUGGUAUAAAGUUAAAUGAAAAAGGUAAAAAAAACCAUGCACUGCAUUUCAGAGCAAAGAAACAGUUGGCCUUCUGUCUUUCUUGCUGAUGGUGAAAGAUUUGAGUCAGCUGUUGAUCUCCAACCUAGAGGACCUCCAAAGGUUUCUGCCCAGAACAAAGAACUGAGGGAAGAAAUGCCUUAUGAUGUGUUCAGCGUUAGUAAAACAAAAGGAUUUGUUUCUAAAAGGCCAUAAUGAGCUUCCUCCUGGUGCACUGUUGCCUAUGGAUCUUGUCCAGGGUUCGGUCCCAUAGAGUGUGGGGAGGGUUAGUUACGAAUUCAGCUGUGAAAACGCUAAGGCGAUAGUUUGUGGUUUCCUAAAUCCAACAGUUUCAUCCUGUUUAAACCGAUGACUACAUAUGGUUAUUUGUUGAUGUUGAGCUAGGUGAAAGACUAGUUUUCGAUUUGGCACGCUUACCCUGUAAAAUGUGGUUAUGUGCCUCAAUUUUAAAGCUUGGCCUCCAAAGAAAGAAGUGCCCAUGUGAUCAAAGUAAUACUUAGUGACCCCAAUGUUCUGUCCUUCACAAUGGUGCUGAACUGCCACUAAGAACUCUAAACUCUGUGGGAAAUGAAAGUACAGUGAUACUACUGAAUCAUGUUUGGGCAAGAUGGUAGUGAGGUUUCUGGUCUGUAGCAUAUAUUCUAAAUGUUCUGUUAAUCGUCGAAGCAAUCCUGGUAAUCUUACAGUGGGAGACCCUGUAUUUCCUUUUAUAAGUUGGAACUGAUUCAGUCUUUGUUUUUUAAAACAUCAUCACUAUAUUCCAACAUGGAAUGAUUUCAGUUUGAUAAAUCCUUUUUUAUUGGAUUAAACAUGUAAAUCCUGUUCAUCUAAUAAAAUGAGAUUACAAUAUG
This is a messenger RNA of Hypanus sabinus (Atlantic stingray), 4159 nucleotides long. It is a transcript of the gene atad3, whose product is annotated as ATPase family AAA domain containing 3. Gene Ontology annotation, biological process: mitochondrion organization. Gene Ontology annotation, molecular function: zinc ion binding; ATP hydrolysis activity; ATP binding. Lineage: Eukaryota; Metazoa; Chordata; Chondrichthyes; Myliobatiformes; Dasyatidae. The transcript has 16 exons. Gene Ontology annotation, cellular component: mitochondrion. The record is from RefSeq and is a predicted model, not a curated record.